UCCACCCAAACACAAACACAUAGUGAACAAAACAACACCCCAUCGCCAUUUUUAAAAUUUUUUACACCAUCGAUUCUUCGAUUCUCGACGAAUUUACUGGCAGUAUAAUUUAAAAUUUAAUUAAUUAAUUUCAAUUUUGAAAAGAAAGAAAGAGAAUAAUUGAAUUCUCCACCAACUUGGUUCUUCUUGGUAAGCUCCUAGAAAGCAAACAGUUACUCCCUUUCUCUCUCUCUCUCUCUCUCUCUCUCGAUCGACGGAUUUUCCGAAGCUUUCCAUCAAAAUUCUUCUACAAAGUAAAAUCUCACCAUCCAAACAGAACCCAAAAACUGGCUCAUCCUCUCUCCCUCUGUCUCUCUCCACUCCCCCUUUGAUUCGGUAAUUCAGAAUGCAGGCGUCAACGCAUUUAAUCAGAGGAAAUUUAGGCUUUGAACUUUCAAAACGUAGAGUUUUACCUUGUUUUGGUGAAGUUAGGGAACGGAAUUUAUCUUUGAAUCGAAAUCUUUGCAUCCAAAGUGGUUCCAUUUGCAGCGGCUUAAGCUCCGGUGCCGUUUCAAUGGGAGCUGAGCUUGCACGUGCCAGGAAUGUUAUUCAAACUGUCGUUCGCUCUUCGGUCAAAUCUCGAUCGGUCAAGGCUCAAGCUUCUGGUGGAGAUGCUGAGGAUUUGACACCAAUCAACCCUCAGGGGAAAUCUUCUGGGACUGUUCUGCCAUUUGUCGGUGUUGCUUGCUUGGGAGCUAUAUUAUUUGGUUACCAUCUAGGGGUAGUAAAUGGCGCACUUGAGUAUCUAUCUAAGGAUCUGGGAAUUGCUGAGAAUACUGUCCUGCAAGGAUGGGUUGUCAGCACACUCCUUGCUGGUGCCACUGUUGGUUCAUUUACCGGGGGAGCACUGGCAGACAAGUUUGGCAGGACAAAGACUUUUCAAUUAGAUGCUAUCCCACUUAUCAUUGGAGCAGUUCUCACUGCUACAGCCCAGACUGUCCAGACUAUGAUAAUUGGCCGCUUACUGGCCGGUAUUGGUAUUGGUAUAUCGUCUGCUAUUGUUCCACUUUACAUAUCUGAGAUCUCACCAACUGAAAUCCGUGGUGCACUUGGAUCUGUAAACCAACUUUUUAUAUGUAUUGGGAUUCUAGCGGCAUUGGUAGCUGGAUUACCUUUAGCGGGCAACCCACUAUGGUGGAGGACAAUGUUUGGUGUUGCUGCUGUCCCUUCUAUUUUAUUGGCGCUAGGUAUGGCAUUUUCCCCAGAAAGUCCUCGGUGGCUGUUUCAGCAAGGGAAAAUUCCUGAAGCUGAAAAAUCUAUAAGAACACUAUAUGGAAAGGAAAGAGUUGCUGAGGUCAUGUACGAGUUAAGAACUGCAGGUCAGGGUUCUACAGAACAAGAAGCAGGAUGGUUUGACCUAUUUAGCAGCCGUUACUGGAAAGUUGUGAGUGUUGGUGCUGCACUUUUCUUAUUCCAACAGUUAGGUGGGAUAAAUGCCGUGGUAUAUUAUUCAACUGCUGUGUUUCGUAGUGCUGGAAUUGCUUCUGAUGUUGCCGCAAGUGCUCUUGUUGGUGCAUCAAAUGUCUUUGGCACAGCUAUUGCAUCCUCUUUGAUGGACAGACAAGGAAGGAAAAGUCUUCUAAUCACAAGCUUUGCUGGAAUGGCUGCUUCAAUGUUGCUGCUUUCUUUGUCAUUCACUUGGAAAGUCCUGGCUCCCUAUUCUGGCACAUUAGCCGUCAUUGGGACUGUUCUCUAUGUCUUAUCGUUUUCACUUGGUGCUGGUCCUGUGCCUGCUCUUCUUCUGCCCGAAAUAUUUGCUUCCAGAAUCAGAGCAAAAGCAGUAGCUUUAUCACUUGGCAUGCAUUGGAUCUCAAACUUUGUCAUUGGCUUGUAUUUCUUGAGUGUUGUGAACAAGUUUGGGAUCAGCUCAGUGUAUUUGGGAUUUGCUGGUGUCUGUCUUCUUGCUGUCUUGUACAUAGCCAGUAAUGUUGUGGAAACGAAGGGGCGUUCCUUGGAAGAAAUCGAGCUUGCUCUUAACCCGACAACUUGAUUUGGAUGAUCCCCAAAGGCAAGCAAUAAUAAUCUUUAUGAAUCUUGUUAAUGUUCAUCUCAUGAUGCAUCCAAUCAUGGAGCACUCCAUUAGUUUGUUAAGACUAUUUUGCGUCUCUCAGUUUUGUUGAAGUGUCCGUGUUUGUAUAAAAUCUGGAGUUUUGGCAUUUGUAGGAACUGAAUAAGAUUUUGCAACUGGAUUUUUUACAGUUUGAUCUCUCGGUUAUCAUGCUUGUGAUAUUUAAAAGAAAUCUCCAACUUUUCCAUCCCUCUUUUAAUCUCAAAUCGUUCCCCUUUUUCCCCCAAA
Molecule: messenger RNA, 2335 nt
Organism: Durio zibethinus
Lineage: Eukaryota; Viridiplantae; Streptophyta; Magnoliopsida; Malvales; Malvaceae
Gene: PGLCT
Product: plastidic GLC translocator
Biological process (GO): carbohydrate transport; transmembrane transport
Cellular component (GO): membrane
Molecular function (GO): carbohydrate:proton symporter activity
Source: RefSeq, a predicted model, not a curated record